ACAAAGAUUUAUGCCAACUCACGUUUGUUUUGUUCUUCUUUUGUUUUCAUUUCAGCGCCUUCGAAUUUUAAGAGCCUUUUGUUGCGUGCCGAGGUGUUGCGAAAAAUGAAUCAUUACCAGAGCUCAUUGGCCGAUGUGGAUAAUGCUUUGAAAUCACGUUAUACAUCUGCCAAGGCUCACUAUUUACGUUCCUUGGCUUUGAGCGAUUUGGGUCGCUACGAAGAAGCUCUUUAUGAAAUAUGUUUAGCCAUUAAUUUGGAUAAAUCUUCAAAUCUCAGCAGUACUGAAUUAUUUCAGCAUGAUCUCACGAAGAUACUCCAAAAACUUCUCUCUCAAACGCCGAAAUGCGUUAAAUUGGAUAUGGUAAGUUCUUCGCUACGUUCCAAGUGCCCCGGCUAUGAUUUUCCAGCCCGGGAGCAUCGAAUCAAACGAAGAAAUAUCAACGCACAAGAUGAGGAAACGCUGCAGGCAGCAAUCUGCGAAGAGGAUGAUUUCCUAUCGGCCAACUAUGGCAAAGAAUGUGAUAUACUAAUGACGGAAGAUGAUGUCCUGUCGUGUCGGGAUUUUCUCAACUGUGCCGAUAAACGUUAUACCUAUGCUAGCAUAGCGCGUAAAUAUGAAAUGGAGCUAAAGCGACAGACGUCACGAAAACAUUUUCGCCGGAAAUGGACACCAAAGGAAACAGAACUUUUGCCAAUUGUCGAUGUGGAGAGUGCACGUUGCAGUGAACAAUUCCGCAAUGUUUUGGAGCGUUUGCAACAGGAGUUUGUGAGACUGAAAAAAAUAGAAUCCUCGCCAGAAUAUGCCAUGAAACAAUUGAUAUCUGUUGCACCCACUCUCAUUGAUGCCAGUGACUUUGAUUGCGUCUUGUGUUGCCGCACUUUCUGGAAACCGGUGGUGACACCCUGUGGCCACACCUACUGUUUGGUGUGUCUGGAUCGCUGCAUGGAUUAUACCUCUUCUUGCCCGCUGUGCAUGUCACCGUUGGUAGAGCCAAGUGUAAAUAUGGUACAGGGUGCCUCAUCGCCUGUGCCCUUGAUAUUGACCAAAAGACCGGUAACCAAGUUUCUUGAGGCCGCCAUGAAACGUUUCAUUCCAGAUAGCUACCAAAAACGUUUUCGCCAAGAAAUGAUAAUGGAACCGUCGGUUCCAAUAUUCAUUUGUACCACAGCAUUCCCAUCGGUCCCCUGUCCAUUGUUCGUCUAUGAGCCACGCUAUCGUCUGAUGGUACGACGAGCCGUCGAAUCGGGUGACAAACAAUUCGGCAUUGUUCAACAGCAUAGUGGUAAGGCCCGUUAUCACGAUUAUGGUUGCAUGCUAGAUAUACGAGAUUGUGUUCUACUGGGCGAUGGCUGUUCGAUUCUCAGCACAAUGGGUUGUAAACGAUUUAAGAUUUUGGCACGCAACGAAAAAGAUGGCUAUGAAACAGCUAAAGUCGAGUACAUACAUGAUGAGGCCAUACCCGAUGAACAUUUGUCCUAUGUAAAAAGUAUGCAUAAUAUUGUGCUGAACAAAGCCAUAGCAUGGUAUGAGAGCCUGGGACAAGAUCUUAAGCAUGAAAUAUUACAGAGCUAUGGUGAAAUGCCAGUGGUUGAGGAGGAUUGGUCGAGUCGAGAAGAUGGGCCGGCUUGGGCGUGGUGGGUAAUUGCAUUGUUGCCCUUGAGACCACAACUUAAGGUUGAUAUUUUAGCCACGACAUCGCUGGAGAAACGUCUACGUGCCAUAGAGAAGACAAUACAUUCAAUGCCCGGCAAUUAUCAUUAUCAGAGAGUAUCGCCAAACGGCAAUGUGGCUGUUGUCGUUCACAGUCAACAACACAGUCAUACCAAUUUAAAUAGUCCACGUCAUGAGAAUGACGACGAGGAGGAUGAUGAUCUUGAUAUGAGUAACGAGCAUGUGAUCUUGGAUGAUGAAAAUGACAAUGGAGAUGAGGAAAUGGAAGAGGAGGAGGAUUUGGAUGUGGAUGUUGAAGGAACAACAAUAGAACAUCAUAUACAAAAUCUGGAUGAUAAUGAUGAAAAUAUCAAUAAUGAUGAUAUCGAUGGUGAACUGAUACAAAAUCAUCAUCAUCAUCACCAUGAUCAGCAAGAGCAUAUGAGCCCAAAUUCCAUGCAACAAUAUUCUCAGCGGCAUCAUCGACAAAGGCACCAUAAUCAUCAUCAUCAUCACCACCGUCAUCAUCAUCAUCAGCUACAUCAAAAUCCAUUGCAGCCCCAGGAACACUUUGAAAAUGUCGACAAUGUCGAUGAAUGCUGUCAACGCACAACAACAAGUUUGGUACAACAUGUCUUAAGCAAUGAUCAGUCACAGGACAACCAUCAUCUUCAUCACACCAAUGCAAAUGCUGAACAACUUAAUAAUCAUCACCACUCGUAUGAGAAUCAUCGUCGUCAAUUGAAUAGAAAAAAAUGAUAUGUAAAUGUAUGGAAAUCACGGUGGAGAAACUUGAUUUCCUCCACACCUUGCAAUGUUCCAUUGACUUUAUUAUAAAACCAGGGAACAUUUAUGAUAUAACUAGGAUUUAAGAAUAUUUUCGAACCCAACCUCAUUACAUUUAAUACAGGACAUAAGAAUAUAUGUAUGUGUAUGUAAAAGUGUACUGAUACCGUACACAAUCUAUGUUUUUAUCUAUCUCUCUUUGUAGAGUAGGGUAUUCAGAAUACCAAACUAUUUGUUAAAUGUCUGAUAUAUCUAAAACAAAUAUCUAAGUAUAUAGAUGUGUAUGUAUGAAAGUGUAUGUCUUUAUCUAGAUUAUUUAGAUUUCGAUGUAUAUUUGUAUAUUUGGAUAUUGUGAUACCUACAAGAGCAACAUAAGCAAAUCCUUUCUUAUAAGUAAAUAUAUUUAAGGUAAAUAUACAUAUAUUAAAAAAAAAAAUCCAAACUUAUUGGCAAUCCGAAACUAUUUUUUUUAUAUUUUCCAAUUUUUCCAUAUGUAAAAAGUAAAUAACAAAAAGAAAGAACAUGCUAAUUAAUAAUAUUGUAAACAAUAACAAGGUUAUUUUUUUAAGUAGAUGCCUGACAAUGGAGCAUAUUAAUUAAAAACGAUUUACUGUUUAGAUUGAGAUGAGUUAAGACUGAAAUUGUUGGCAAAAAUAUCUAAAUUUUAUUUUAAGUGAAAUUUGCUCCACACAUUUUUUUUUAUUAAAGAAAACUCCAUUUUAUGUUUUUGAUAUAAGUUUUUUAUUUAACAAACAAAUAUAAUGACUAUUAAAAUUAAAACAAACAAAUUCAAUUAAUUAAAUUUUUUAUUAUGAAUUUUCAUUUUAAUAUUUUUUUUUUGCGGACAAUAAUUUUAUGCAAUUAGUCUUCAGAUAACUUAUUAUAUUGAAGAAUUUCAAAUAUGAAUUUCAAAAUACAAUUAAGUAAAGGUGGGGAUGCAUAAACAGCUUAACAUCGUAGCAUAGCAUAUUAAUGACGGUCAUGCAGUGAUGCGAAGCCAAAUACCUAAAUUGAAAUUCACAAACGAAUUAAAUUAAUUACUUCAUUAAAUUCUCCUUUUAUUUAUGAUUUUUGAGUUUUUAUGGAUAAUAAAAGCGGUCAUAAGGCUUCCCCAAUUGCCUACAAAAUUCUCAUCUUCCCUACUAUAAUAAAAAUAUUAAAUAUUAAAAAUACGGAAGGUGCAUAUCUUGAAGGGAACCAUAAAAAACUUAAAAGCCAUUUUCAAGCAAAAAAAAAAAAAAAAAAAAAAAACAUUAUGUUUCACCGGGCCGAACUUUAAAUACUCUCCAUUUGGAAUAAAUUUGGAAAUUUUCAAAUAAUAAAAAAAUCUGUUAAAAUCCUAAAAAUUCCGAAUAUAGCCAUUAUAUUGCGGUCUUUACAAAGACGUGGGGCAAUAUAGAAUAUAGAAAGAUAUCGUUAUAUCAGGGCUAAAAUCAUCAAAAUACCGAAUAUAGGGAGGUACUGAUGUGUGGAGCCUAUACGAAGACCUUUACCUGCAUAGAACAUUUUCUGUCACA
Molecule: messenger RNA, 3956 nt
Organism: Musca domestica (house fly)
Lineage: Eukaryota; Metazoa; Arthropoda; Insecta; Diptera; Muscidae
Product: LON peptidase N-terminal domain and RING finger protein 2-like
Exons: 5
Molecular function (GO): metal ion binding; protein binding
Source: RefSeq, a predicted model, not a curated record